Messenger RNA from Megalobrama amblycephala (Wuchang bream), 2631 nucleotides. It is a transcript of the gene alg3, whose product is annotated as ALG3 alpha-1,3- mannosyltransferase. Lineage: Eukaryota; Metazoa; Chordata; Actinopteri; Cypriniformes; Xenocyprididae. The transcript has 9 exons. Gene Ontology annotation, molecular function: dol-P-Man:Man(5)GlcNAc(2)-PP-Dol alpha-1,3-mannosyltransferase activity. The record is from RefSeq and is a predicted model, not a curated record. Bases 54 to 1358 code for a protein of 434 amino acids. Gene Ontology annotation, cellular component: endoplasmic reticulum.
AGUGUUUCCGAUUUCGACACGCGUUUGUGAUCGAAAUUGCUGACUUCACCAACAUGGCAGCAGGAAAGAAAAAACCAGCAACUCUACCAUCAAGAUUACAAAAAACACUUUCCUCCAUAUGGCAGGACAAACACAUGGUGUUGUUCAAAGCAGAGUACACGUUCUUGGUCACGGCAGUCCUUUGGUUCCUGGAAAUUGUGAUUAACAUAUGGGUGAUCCAGAGAGUUGCAUAUACAGAGAUUGACUGGAAGGCGUACAUGGAUGAGGUGGAGGGAGUUAUUAACGGCACAUAUGACUACACACAGCUGAAGGGCGACACGGGGCCGCUGGUGUAUCCAGCUGGUUUUGUGUAUAUAUUCACAGGGCUGUAUUAUCUUACCGAUCAUGGACAGAAUAUUCGUUUGGGUCAGUAUGUGUUUGCUGUGUUCUACCUCAUCACUCUCCUUCUUGUGUUCCGCAUUUACCAUCGCACCAAAAAGGUUCCUCCAUAUGUGUUCUUCUUCGUCUGCUGUGCUUCGUAUCGCAUUCACUCUAUCUUCGUCUUGCGUCUCUUUAAUGAUCCGGUGGCCAUGAUGCUGUUAUUUGGAGCCAUUAAUCUCUUCCUGGAUGGCCGCUGGACUCUAGGAUGUGCCCUUUACAGUUUAGCUGUGUCUGUGAAGAUGAACGUUCUGCUCUUCGCUCCUGGUCUCCUCUUCCUCCUCUUGUGUGAGUUCGGUCUAUGGAAAACUUUACCCAAACUCACUCUUUGUGCUGUCAUUCAGCUGUUACUGGGACUGCCGUUCCUCUUAGUGAACCCUGUCGGGUAUGUUAGCCGGGCAUUUGACCUGGGCAGGCAGUUUCUGUUUAAGUGGACGGUGAACUGGCGUUUUCUUCCUGAGGAUGUGUUUUUGUGUCGAUACUUCCACCUAGCGCUGCUUCUGGCUCAUAUUACCACAUUGCUUCUGUUCGCACUGAAGAGAUGGAAGAGGUCUGGGAACAGUAUUUGGUCUAUUCUAAAAGAUCCAUCUGAGAGAAAAGAGACUGUACAGAAGCUCAAUGCUGAUCAGACAGUUCUGGUUCUGUUCACCUCUAACUUUAUCGGCAUGUGCUUCAGUAGAUCUCUGCAUUAUCAGUUUUAUGUCUGGUACUUCCAUACGCUCCCCUUCCUGCUGUGGAGUGGAGGAGUCAAGAAGCUUGCCCACCUUCUCAGGGUGUUGAUUCUGGGUCUGAUAGAGCUGUCCUGGAACACGUAUCCGUCCACCAACUACAGCUCUCUAUCACUGCACGUCUGCCAUCUCAUCAUCCUGCUCUGUUUGUGGCUCAAUCCAACCCCAGCUCUUCCUUCUCAGAGGUCAGAGAACAAGGCUAAACGCCACUGAACCUUGGCCUGACCGGGACGCUCGCUGUGUGGGACGAUCUCUGGCCUCCAGCUCCUGCCUGUGGUCCAGCACCUGUCUACAAGCUCCUGUACCGGAGUGACAAAUGGGUGGCCAGGGACCUGUGCCCUGAGUAUGAUGCUCAAAUCGAAUCAAGGUUUUUUUUUUUUUAAUGGAGGUAGUGUGAAGUUAAUAUAUGGGGAUACAGAGAGUUUACAAUGCUUCUCAGGAUUCUUAAGGACUAAUGUAAUGCUCAGUCUGGGAUGUUGGAGUGGGAAAUGUGAAUGUUGUGUGGCUUUUUAUUGGAAGGACAUUUAAAAAAAACAUUUUUUUUUAUGCAGCAUAUCAAUGCAGUUGAUGUAUACAUAUAUGACGAAAUGUCUCUGCAUUUCAACUGUGACAUUUAAUUUCAUUCAUAAUUCUGUCUUUAUUCAAAGCUAUUCAGGGAUUUGUUUCAAUUUAAAGGGAUAGUUCACCCAAAAAAUGAAAAAUGUGUUAUUUACUCAGCCUCAUGUCGUUCCACAACCUGUAUGCAUGUACAGAAAUGAUAUAGGGAACCAAACUACUUUGGGUCCAUUGGUUUACAUUGUAUGGACAAAAACUCUCAAAAUACAUUAUUUUGUGUUCUGCAGAAGAAAUCAAGUCAUCAGGUUUGGAACCACAUGAGGGUGAGUAAAUGAUGACACAAGUUUCAUUUUUGUGAACUAUCCCUUUAACUGUUUUCCAGCCAUGCAGGGUUGUGACUAUAAGCUCAACAGGAUUGCAUCCACUAGUUACAUUUAUAGGGCACAAAGGAACAGCAUAGAUCUGCUUUUCCAUGUCUUUUUUUAGUUUAAGGCAACCAUAAACCUCCAGUAGUGCCUGUGUUUGUUUACUGUCUUUGGGUCUUUUUCAUUAUGUUGUGUUCUUUAUGGUUUUUCCUUUUCUAGAGUGAAGAGUUAGAUGGAGGGCUGAAAUGCUUCACAUUUAGGGUGAUUUUAAUUUUUCUGUAAUGAAGAGUUUUUUAUUUUCUUUUUGCAUGAUAUGCAUUUGCUUAAUCCAAAGUGUACUCGCUAUUCACAAUGCAACUGUCGUCUAUGAUAUUAUUCCAUUUCCAGGCUCACAGCUACAAAAGUCUGGCCGAAACCAGGUUGAAUGUACAGUGAAGGAAUCAAGCCCUUACUGUUUGAAAUAGUAUUAUCUUAAAACCUGAAGAAGCAUCAUUUGGAAUCAUUCAGAGCAUUUUAUUGUAUAGAUUUGUAAGUGAUAGAAAAUAAAAAGUCAUAAUUUCAUAACA